Penicillium cosmopolitanum is the source of this 1182-nucleotide messenger RNA. Its product is annotated as replication factor C subunit 3. NCBI's taxonomy places the organism in Eukaryota, Fungi, Ascomycota, Eurotiomycetes, Eurotiales, Aspergillaceae. The coding region runs from base 1 to 1182 and encodes 393 amino acids. Gene Ontology annotation, biological process: DNA repair; DNA-templated DNA replication. Gene Ontology annotation, molecular function: DNA binding; ATP binding; DNA clamp loader activity. The transcript has 5 exons. Gene Ontology annotation, cellular component: DNA replication factor C complex; Elg1 RFC-like complex; Ctf18 RFC-like complex. The record is from RefSeq and is a predicted model, not a curated record.
AUGUCUGACAUUGAAGAUCAAAUGGAUGUCGAUGCUCCUAAGGAGGUCCAGUUCAGUUCUGACAAUGCCAGUGGGAAGAAGCGUACAGCGGCAGACCUUCCUGUGGAAGCUCUAGAUAAUCUCCCCUGGGUUGAGAAGUAUCGUCCCAAUUCACUAGAUGAUGUUUCCGGUCACCAAGAUAUCCUUUCUACCAUCAAUCGCUUUGUCGAAGCCCAUCGACUACCCCAUCUCCUUCUAUAUGGCCCUCCCGGAACCGGAAAGACCUCAACCAUCCUAGCACUUGCACGACGGAUAUAUGGCACAAAAAACAUGCGUCAGAUGGUCCUGGAACUGAAUGCCAGUGAUGAUCGUGGUAUCGACGUUGUUCGGGAACAAAUUAAGACCUUUGCCAGUACCAAACAGAUUUUCUCCAUGGCUCCACAAGCUGACGCCGGUUCUAAGCUCGCCGGCUUCAAAUUGAUCAUCCUGGAUGAAGCAGACGCCAUGACCUCUACCGCACAGAUGGCACUCCGUCGGAUUAUGGAACGCUACACAGCCAACACACGAUUCUGCAUUAUCGCCAACUAUACACACAAGCUCUCCCCGGCGCUGCUAUCGCGUUGUACGCGCUUCCGAUUCAGCCCUCUGAAAGAGGCAGACAUCCGGGUGCUGGUGGACCAGGUAAUCGAGAAAGAAAAGGUCCAAAUCCAACCUGAUGCGGUGGAUAGCCUGGUCACUCUCAGUAAAGGUGAUAUGCGACGAGCUCUGAAUGUACUCCAAGCAUGUCACGCGAGCAGUAUACCUCUACCCAUGCGCGAUGCGCCGAACGCCCCCCGACUCGAACCCGAGACAAUUACCAACGCCACGAUUUACGACUGCAUUGCGGCUCCGCACCCGGCCGAUAUUCAAGAAAUCAUGCGCACUAUCCUUACGACCAGCGACGUGACCUCGUGUCUCAAUACCGUUAACACAUUGAAGUCGAAUAAGGGCCUGGCGCUGGCAGAUAUUCUCUCGGCAUUAGCGGACCAAUUACAGCAACUCGAGGUACCGGCACAAACACGCAUCAGCUGGUUGGAAGGAUUGGCAGAAAUUGAGUGGAGGCUCUCCGGGGGUGGAUCCGAGACGGUCCAGACCGGCGGACUGGUGGGAGUGGUUCGGAAUGGGUGUGAAUUGAUGGGGGAGAAGGGAGUUGGGCUGGCAUGA